GCAAAAGAUCCACCACCAAACCUUUCUCACUUCGAGUCUUCGAGGGCCAUGAGCUAGGACGAGGCCAUGCAGCAGCCAUGCCAGUGAACCCAUCUUCCGGUUUGGGCAGACGCAAAGGCCAAAGGAAACAACCAGAAGUACGUUGGCAGUAUGUUUCAUUGGUGUUGAGUUUGGCUGUGGUCUCAUUGGUCACUUUCCUCCUCAUCACGUCGGGAGACUGCAACAAUUGCAGCAGUGCUGUCCCAAAGAACAACAUUGAUGCUGACAAAGAACCACCCGCACGAAAAGACACCGUGGUCAAUGAGUUUCCUGGUGGUUUUGGACAUACGCUAUUGCUAACAUUUGAAGAAGAAUUGGGUGUCAUCAAAAUCCGUCUCAGGGCGGAGCUGUCACCCGAAAGCAUCGAUUACCUUUAUCAAAUCAUUCUCAGUGGCAAAUGCCCACGUUGCAGUAUUUAUCGAGCUCAAGACAAGGGUGAUAUUCUGCAAGGGAUCAUCAAAAAUCCCGAUAUUCCCAAGGAACAAGUGGUCAGUAUUCCAAAGGGACCCUGCCCGGAGGAAAUGCUAGACCAUCCAGAUCCAGAUCUACCGGAAUGCCACGGUCCGAUCUUGACGCAUGGCAUGAUUGCCUGGGUAGGAGGUUCCACAGGUCCUGACUUCUUUAUCAAUUGGUACGAAGAACCACAGCAUCGUUGGGGCGCUCGGCACACUGUAUGGGGUGAGAUUGUACUGGAUGACGAGGAAACUGUGGUUGUGGUUGAGAAACUACGACGAUUACCAGUUCAUAAAAAGAAGGGGACAUCAUUGACUGACUUGGAUAAGUCGGUCAAGUUUACCAUGUCGUUGCAAUAGUGUAAGAGCAAGCUUCUCUGCGGACUUCUUUGCAUGGCUGCUGGAAAUGCAGUCGCGGUUGUCUGGUUUGCAGUGAUGAUUGGAAUUCUGACUUCCUCCCUCAGAUUCGAUUCAUUGACUCUUUCUUGGCUACUUUAGCUUCAAGCGUACAUUUGAGACCUGUGCUCGUGCCCGUGACGAUGAAGUAAGUGGGUUGGGAAGGAGCACGAAGCAAGACUACUUUUUGCUCAAUUUUGUGGCGCUAAAGCCUUGGUUGUUGGUAGCCACCGAUAGCAUUCUGGGAACCCGUGUCUGGCCCAGUUGUACCAAACAGAAGCUACAAUCAUUUUGAAUGUUCCAAGAGACGAGCAGUAACUUUUCUCGGGACCAGGAAGGUUGGCGCCACUUGCCUGUACUGUGGGAUAAUAUGGGACGUAAAGAAGACACAAAGCUUCAGUGCGAAGAGUAUCACACCACUACCGGUACCGUACUCCUUGAGCAGCUAGCUAGCAAAACGUUUUAUUUAUGACAUUUUUCGACGUGAAUGUUGGCCUUUGUGCUCCAAAAUUCUAUAGUGCAGCCAUAUUGGUGCCGUCCCAUGAAGCUGUCAACAAUAGCACCAACCAAAUACAUGUAGAGACAUCAUUUCUACGGAUAGAAUCCCAACAUCGUCUUCCCAACAAUAGAAUUCCGUCUCCUUUUCUAGAAAUUUUCACACAGUAACCUCCAUUUCUUUAUUUGUUCAUUGUCGUCUCCCUCCAGUGUUCGGUUCGGUUGAAAGGAACCACCUGCUUCUCCUCCAUUUUCUCCUUCCUCCAUGUUCAUUUUUCUUUGUUGUUUUUGUUGCAUAUCAAUGAGUUUUUCUAACGAAACCACGGUUGCGCCACUAGAUAAUCAUCUAAUUUUUGUUCAAAAUUGGUGGCAUUGAUAUUUCCUUCGGUAGGUCGAUACAAGGGCGACCGAAUGACACACUGCACCCACAAUUCCUUGUAAAUGUGUUCGAGACUCUUGCAAAUCGUAUCUCCUUCCGACGGCGGCGCCAUGGGAUUGGGUGUCAUGUAGACGGCCACUCGCAUUCCCGAAUUGGUUUCGUAAUUGUGAAUGGUACUGGCACCCGUCUGAACGGUAUGCAACGCCGUCUCUUCCGAUGGGCUGAGUGAAGCAAUGACUUCGCGCAAGGAAAAGAGCAUUCCAAAGACGAGUUUGCGUUGUUCUUCCAAUUGGGCUUCGUCCGAAAUCGACUCGGCAUCGGCUUUGCCGUAGCGUUUGGCAAACAUGGUCUUGCCCUUGCGAUCAAAUACUAAAAAGGAAUGGACUCCCAUGGUGUUCUUUGUUUAUUGUAUUGAUGGUGAUGGAUUGAUUGACGAUGGUUGAUGGUGGUGUGGUUGUUGUUGUGUUGUUGUUGGAGAAGAAGUGGAGCUUCGGAAGAUUGCUGCUGUUCGACCGUUAUUGAUCCAAAGGGAAGAUCUU
Molecule: messenger RNA, 2300 nt
Organism: Seminavis robusta
Lineage: Eukaryota; Bacillariophyta; Bacillariophyceae; Naviculales; Naviculaceae
Source: the annotation of a GenBank genome assembly